AUGGCCAGCAUCGCGUACGACGACGACAUCUUCUGCCAGGACAUUGCAGUUCUCGUGCCCACGGUGACGUCGGGCGAGGCUAGCCCCGACUCGCUGGCGUCCUUGUCGUCGGGCGCGGAGACCAAGAAGCGUCGUCGACCCACCGUCCUCGACGAGCUCAAGUACCUCCGCGCCAAGCACGACGAGCUAUCCACGCAGCUCGAGCAGCUCCGAGCGAUCACGAGCAUUGUGCCCAUCGAGCGCAAGCGGCGCAGCAAGCAUUGCAUGAAAAUGGGCAGCUCCAAGGCCUCCUCGACGACCAGAUGA
Messenger RNA from Saprolegnia diclina VS20, 306 nucleotides. RefSeq lists its product as hypothetical. Bases 1 to 306 code for a protein of 101 amino acids. The transcript has 2 exons. The record is from RefSeq and is a predicted model, not a curated record. NCBI's taxonomy places the organism in Eukaryota, Oomycota, Saprolegniomycetes, Saprolegniales, Saprolegniaceae.